CGCGCCGACCCCGGCAGCGCCCCUCGCGCCCUGCGGCCAUGCGGGGCAGCGGCUGAGCCGCCCGGCCGCCCUCCGCCCGCCUCGCCACCACGGGAGCGCCAGAGUCAAGUUGCUCUUGGAAAGUGUGAAGAUAAUCUUUUUCAGUUGUGCUUAGAGGAUCAGACAGUCACAUAAAUGCAGUAUCUAAACGUAAAAGAAGAUUGUAAAGCCAUGGCUUUCUGUGCAAAAAUGAGGAGCGCAAAGAAGAGUGAAGUAAACCUGGAAGCUCAGCAUCAGGGUUUAGAAAUACUUUUCUACCUGCAAGAUAAACAUCCCAUUUGGUACACCAGUGGCGAGUUUACCUCAGAGGAGCUGUGCAUUGAAGCUGCUCAAAAGUGCUGUAUAUCUCCACUGUGCCAUAAUCUCUUUGCGCUGUUUGAUGAGAACAAAAGACUCUGGUACGCACCCAACCAGGUCUUUAAAAUAGAUGAGAAAACAUCACACCGGCUCCAUUACAGAAUGAGAUACUACUUUACAAACUGGCAUGGGACAAGUGAAAGCGAACCCUCGGUGUGGAGGCAUUCCCCAAAGAAGUCCAAGAACUCUUACGAGAAGAAGCUAGCUCCAGAAGGAACCCCCAUACUUGAUGCAAGCUCAUUAGAAUACAUUUUUGCACAGGGACAGUAUGACUUAGUGAAAGGCCUGGCACCAGUUCGUGAUCCUAAAAAUGAUCAAGAAGUUCAUGAAAUUGAAAAUGAAUGUUUGGGAAUGGCUGUCCUAGCAAUCUCUCACUAUGCCAUCAAUAAACAGAUGAAACUUCCAGACCUUCCCAAAGAUAUCAGUUACAAGCAUUAUAUUCCUGAAACUUUGAACAAGACCAUCAGACAGAGGAAUUUCUUAACCAGAAUUCGGAUAAAUAAUGUUUUCAAGGAUUUCCUUAAAGAGUUUAACAAUAAAACCAUUUGUGACAGUAGUGUGUCUACACAUGAUCUGAAAGUUAAAUACUUGUCGACAAUGGAGACCUUGACUAAACAUUAUGGAGCAGAAAUUUUUGAGACUUCAUCUUUGCUGAUUUCAUCCGAGAACGAAAUAAAUAGGUUUAAUUGUGGAGACAAUGAGAUCCUCCCACAAUAUGAAGUGAUCGUAACAGGAAACAAUGGAAUCCAGUGGCGGCUGAAGCCAAAUUCUGUACAGAUAGAAAGAGAGAAACAUAAGAUGAAGAGGAAAAAAUCAGAUGGCAAAAACAGAAAGGAGGAAGAAAAACACAGAAUUCGAGACUCAUGGAACAAUUUUUCCUAUUUUCCUGAAAUCACCCACAUUGUCAUCAAGGACUCCACAGUUAGCAUUAACAAGCAGGAUAACAAAAGGAUGGAAUUAAAACUGUCCUCACAUGAUGAGGCCUUGUCAUUUGCAUCUUUGAUAGACGGAUACUUCAGACUUACAGCAGAUGCCCACCAUUAUCUCUGCACAGAUGUGGCCCCUCCGCUGAUUGAGCACAACAUAAAAAAUGGAUGCCAUGGACCCAUUUGUACGGAGUACGCCAUCAACAAACUGCGACAAGAGGGGAACGAAGCAGGAAUGUAUGUGUUGAGAUGGAGCUGCACAAACUUUAACCACAUUCUUAUGACAGUGACUUGUUUUGAUGGCUCAGAGAUGCUAAAUAGUUCAGUCCAGUACAAGAACUUCCAGAUUGAAGUGAAAAAGGGCGGGUAUUUCCUACAUGGUUCAAACAAAUCUUUCUCAUCCUUAAAAGAGCUGAUGGAUCACCUGAAAGGACAGAUACUUCGGACAGACAACAUAAGCUUUACACUGAAGAGAUGCUGCCAGCCAAAACCAAGAGAAAUCUCCAACUUGCUAGUUGCAACCAAGAAGGCUCAGGAAUGGCAGCCUGUUUAUCCUUUAGGGCAGCUAAGUUUCCAUCGAAUCCUCAAGGAAGAAAUUAUACAGGGUGAACAUCUUGGAAGAGGGACAAGAACACAGAUUUAUUCAGGGAUUCUCAACUACAAAGAUGAUGAGAAUGAAGGGUAUCAAAAUGAAAAAGAGAUUAAAGUCCUCCUCAAAGUCUUGGACCCUAGCCACAGAGACAUUUCUUUGGCAUUCUUUGAAACGGCAAGCCUGAUGAGGCAAGUUUCUCACAAGCACAUCGUCCUCCUCCAUGGAGUCUGUGUCCGUGAUGUGGAAAAUAUCAUGGUUGAAGAGUUUGUGGAAUUUGGGCCUCUGGAUCUGUUUAUGCAUCGGAAAAGUGAAGUUCUGACAACUCCUUGGAAAUUCAAAGUUGCCAAGCAACUAGCAAGCGCACUAAGCUACUUGGAGGAUAAGGAUUUGGUACAUGGAAAUGUGUGUACUAAAAAUAUCCUACUGGCAAGAGAGGGAAUUGACACAGAGUAUGGUCCAUUCAUAAAGCUGAGUGACCCAGGAAUUCCAAUAACUGUGUUGUCCAGACAAGAAUGUGUUGAGAGAAUCCCCUGGAUUGCACCUGAAUGUGUUGAAGACUCGAAAAAUUUGAGCAUUGCAGCAGAUAAGUGGAGUUUUGGCACAACUCUGUGGGAAAUCUGCUAUAAUGGAGAAAUACCACUGAAAGACAAGACAUUAGCAGAGAAGGAGCGGUUCUACGAGGGACAUUUUGUGUUGGCAACACCGUCGUGCAAGGAGCUGGCUGACUUGAUGAAGCAGUGCAUGAACUACGACCCCAACCAGAGACCCUUCUUCAGAGCAAUUAUGAGAGACAUCAACAAACUGGAGGAGCAAAAUCCUGAUAUUGUCUCUGAGAAGAAGCCUGUUGCAGAGGUCGAUCCCACGCUCUUUGAAAAACGAUUCUUGAAGAGAAUCCGUGACUUGGGAGAGGGUCACUUUGGCAAGGUGGAACUCUGCAGAUACGAUCCAGAAGGCGACAAUACAGGGGAACAAGUGGCGGUUAAAUCUCUAAAGCCGGAGAGUGGAGGGAAUCACAUUGCUGACCUUAAGAAGGAAAUAGAAAUCUUGAGGAAUCUUUAUCACGAAAACAUUGUCAAGUAUAAGGGAAUUUGCACAGAAGAUGGUGGAAGUGGGAUUAAACUCAUCAUGGAAUUUCUUCCUUCUGGGAGCCUAAAGGAGUAUCUCCCACGGAACAAGAACAAAAUCAACCUCAAACAACUUCUCAGAUACGCAGUUCAGAUCUGCGAGGGAAUGGAUUACUUGGGGUCCUGUCAGUAUGUUCACCGUGACUUAGCAGCAAGAAACGUCCUUGUUGAAAGUGAGAACAGAGUGAAGAUCGGAGAUUUUGGACUCACCAAAGCAAUUGAGACCGAUAAGGAGUAUUACACGGUCAAAGAUGACCUCGACAGCCCUGUGUUUUGGUAUGCCCCAGAAUGCUUGCUUCAAAGUAAAUUUUACAUUGCCUCAGAUGUCUGGUCAUUUGGAGUGACGUUGUAUGAACUACUUACCUACUGUGACUCAGAAUCCAGUCCAAUGGCAGAAUUCUUGAAAAUGAUUGGUCCCACCCAAGGCCAGAUGACAGUAGCACGACUUGUUCGUGUGUUACAAGAAGAAAAGCGUUUGCCGCGUCCCCCCAACUGCCCCGAAGAGGUUGACCAGCUGAUGAGGAAGUGUUGGAUAUUCAAACAUGAUGAACGGACAACCUUUCACAAUCUCAUUCAAGGAUUUGAAACGAUUAUGACUAAGAUAUAAUUCACUUUUUGUACUAUCAGUACUUCAGAUGUGUGUUGAAACAUCAACGCCCAGGACUUUUCAUUUUUUUAACUGUUGUACUCUGACUGUGCUAAUGUGUUUAAAGGAUUCCUUUUCCAACAGUUUUCCUUUUUUUUUUUAAUUUAGUCACCAGUUGGAUCAAAUUAAUGAUACAGCAGAAAAAAAAAAUAGCUUCAACUCCUUUUGCUCCAGUUAUUGCAAGAUGUUUUUAAUGUUUAUUUGAUGAAGGUAGCCACAAUUUGAACUAUCCUGGAUGAAUACAAACUGAAAGAACGUUCUUCAAAAACGCUACAGUUCUAAGUGCGUACAAAUAACCUGUACCAUUUAAAACAAGCAAGUCUGCUAUUCACAUAUAUUCCUUGAAUACUACAACCAGUGGACAUAAGAGAACUUAUUAUAGCAAUUUAAUAAUUUUUAAAUGGGGUCUUGAUUAAAAUUUUUUUUUUAAUUCUGGCUGACAACUAUCUGGCAUGUGCACUUACUUGCAUUUUAGUAAAAAAUUUGAAAAAAACAGCUCAGAGAACUAUCAAGCUGUCAGAGAAGAUAGAUAAAAUAAUCAAGCCUUUGUAACAGCUCUCUUAGCCAUUAAAAAAAGAAAUUGACGUCAUGUUCCCCUCCAUGAAUCAGCGUAUGUAACUAGCCACGUAUUUCACUGAGAAACCCAGUUUCUUGAUAGCCUGCUUUUACUAACACAUCGCUCCCCUCCUUCACAUUUCCAGCUGCUAAAGCUGCCACCAGUUACGCCGCUGUUAAUCAUGCAAACACGACGCUCUGCAGCAUGUCAUGCAAGCGAGCAACAGCGCGGUGAAAGGCGCCUCGGGAAAUAAUAAUUGCCCACUUUGGGGCUAGAAACAGAAAUGAAUCUGUGCCGAUUCUGUGGGCGCACUCCCCCGAAACGCAGCCCGCUGCCUUACCGCCUGCGCCACCGGAGGGGCGCUUGCCUUGCUGAUUUUUAUUCUUUGUCAAUGGUUUCUUUGGCCAACGUGUAAAUUAAUUUUAGCUGUUUUUCUGUAAACACUCAGGACAAAACAGGUUAGUAGCUAGAGGGCUCAUUUGUGCUAAAUGGCUGUGCUUUGAACAACAGCGUUGGACUUACUUUGACUCACCGACUCAAUACGCACAGCAGAGCAGCGUUCAGCUAACAACAGGAGUAAAAGCCAGAGGCCGGUGAGGCCAGUUUGGGACCACGUGUUUUCUUUGUCAGGAGCAGACUUUGCAUUUAAACCACGCGCCACUCACGGGAGGGCACUGUAGUCAUUUUGUGAAUCUGUCAGGCCUUUAUAAACAACCCUUUACGCAAACUGGAAACCUUUUGCUGACCCUGUCCAAGAACUUGGGUACUAAUGUUUUUUCCCCACCAAACCUGGAUUUUGAAAAUGCUUUGAGGAAAUAAUUCUGGCAAUAACUGAAAGAUGUCUUUAAAUAAUACAUAUAUAUAUAAAAAUAUAUAUAUAUAAAAAUACCCUCUGUAAUUAUGAGCUGCAACGAGGUCAGAUUUAUUUUUUACAGUAUUACCUGUUUUCUUGUAUGUAUGUCAGUUAUGACUCUGAUUUAAAGCUAUAAGCACUUUGUUACUCUUUAUACAAA
Rhea pennata is the source of this 5253-nucleotide messenger RNA. RefSeq names its product Janus kinase 1 (gene JAK1). The record is from RefSeq and is a predicted model, not a curated record. The transcript is spliced from 25 exons. Gene Ontology annotation, biological process: intracellular signal transduction; cell differentiation; tyrosine phosphorylation of STAT protein. Gene Ontology annotation, molecular function: non-membrane spanning protein tyrosine kinase activity; growth hormone receptor binding; ATP binding. NCBI's taxonomy places the organism in Eukaryota, Metazoa, Chordata, Aves, Rheiformes, Rheidae. The coding region runs from base 175 to 3645 and encodes 1156 amino acids. Gene Ontology annotation, cellular component: cytosol; membrane; cytoskeleton.